GAACAAAGAAAUCAGAGAGUAUAAAAUCCCUCGGCUUGCCUGCGCCGGGUCACAGUAAAGCUCGUACAGUUGAAGCGGCUCGCGCGCAGGUGCAGCGUCUGCGUGCGGCUCUCCGUCAUCAUGCGAUCUGCACAGCUCCUCACUGCGCUCUUCUAUUGCAUAGUGUGCAUCCAUUCUCUACCUGUACCAGACGGAAACAGCCACAGGUACAGACCUGCUGCGGACUGGCCUCAGAAGACCCAUCACCAUGGUCUCAAGAAGCGGACCCGACUUCAUCAUGUUCAGGAUACCCUGAAUGAAGACUUCAGCAAUAAAAGAGCGCAGCCACACACCCAGUUCUGGAACAGGCCACGAUGUGGAGUCCCAGACUACCCCUCAGAGAAGGGGGGGAGCGCUCUUCAUUUCUCAGCCCACAAAGGAGGGUUGCUUGGGGGCCGCCAUCGACGAAAACGCUUUGAUUUGUUCCCAGGACGCUGGGACAAAACAGACCUCACUUACAAGAUCAUUCAGUCCCCCAGGCAGAUGAAUCUGGAGAGAGUCAGAUACGUGAUUAGAGAAGCACUGCGGGCCUGGAGUGAUGAAACCCCUUUAAACUUUACUGAAGUCAUCAGUGGCCGGGCUGAUAUCAUGUUUGAUUUUUACAGGUAUUCACAUGGGGACUACCUUAAUUUUGAUGGCCCAGGAGGAAUUCUGGCACAUGCCUUUUUUCCCAGAACAUACAGGGAGGGAGAAAUUCACUUUGACAUGGAUGAGUCUUGGACAUUAGGCAACAGUAUGGGUACUGACCUCCUCCAGGUGGCAACUCAUGAGAUUGGCCACGUUCUAGGACUCCAGCAUUCUAAAGUACCAGGCGCAGUGAUGGCACCUUUCUACACCUUUUCCUACCCUGUCCGACUGAGUGAUGAUGACAAACGAGGCAUACAGGCCUUGUAUGGCUCCAAACGUUCAGAUGUAACAGUAAAAUCUGAAGAGAGACAACCCACAUUCACAGAAAGAAAUGAGAUUGACGCAACAUUUUUUCCACCUGUCCACCCAAAUCCUUCUCAUCCUGAUGCUUGCCAAACCAACUUCGAUGCUGUAUCCAUGAUCCGAGGCGAGCUGUUUUUCUUUAAGUCGGGUUAUGUGUGGCGGAUUCGUGAUGGUAAACUCCAGGCGGGAUAUCCUGCACUGGCAUCAAGACAUUGGAGAGGAAUUCCAGACAACAUUGAUGCUGCUUUUGAGGACAUGUCUGGGAAUAUAUGGUUUUUCCAUAGCCAGAAUUACUGGGUGUUUGAUGCUGAGCGGCAGAUCACAGGGCCAGACUCCGUACAGCGACUAGGACUAUUGGUGAACGACAUCCAGGCAGCCCUCAUGUGGGGAGAUACCAAGGCCCAGAAGAUUUACUUCUUCAAGAAAGGAAGCUACUGGCGAUUCAACCUGAAGGAAAACCGUGUAGAAUCAAUGCACCCUCGAAGCAUGAGCGACUGGAGGGGGAUACCGAGUGAUAUAGACGCUGCCUUCCAAGACCGAUUCGGUUUCGCCCACUUCUUGAGAGGGAAGCAGUACUGGAAGUUUGACCCAGUGGAGGUGAGGGUGCUGGAGGGAUACCCACGAUACAUCGGCGUGGAUUUCUUUGGUUGUUCUGCAGCCUUGUAUCAAUAAAUCCUGGGUCCAAUUAGGUGUCAUUUCUACCAAUGAUCAUUUUCAUGCACAUACUGCAAGCAGUAGCACCACAGACAAUGUGAACCAUUCAAGGUUCAGUAUGGUUAUUUUAGCAGGAUUAAUUGUUUUAUCAGGUAAAGUGUCAGAUGCAAAAGAAUCUGACGGCUGGAAUUAACACAAAUCUGUGGCUUAAGCAGAUACUGUGUAUCUACUCAAUCUGUGACGUGUAUGAGAUCUACGCCACUUAACCAUACGCAGAAACUGAAAAUAAUUAUUCUUUAAUGCUCUGAUAUGCAACUCAAUACUCUCAUCUCUCAGGAAAAGCAGGUAAUUUUGGUCUCAAAAUAUUUUUCGUACACAUUGUGUACUUGAUUAUUUAUUAUUUGUAUAUUUUUGGCAGUAUUGAUAGUGUUAGGAAGAAAUAACUGGUUCUUUUUGAGAAACGCGAUUUUUGAUUACAUUACAACAUUAUAUAAAUUAUUUCGCUAAAUCGUAACAUGCUGUUGACUACCACAGAUUAUUUGUUUUUUUUAGCGAGCAGAAACUGUAUUAGAAAAGUCUAUGAGGCAAGUCAUUCUUAAAAAUAAACAUUCUGUCAUCAUUUUGUGUCCUUCCAAACCCAUAAUAUUCACGAGUUGUGUAUGAAGAGACUUUCAGUGGACGAUAAGAAAUCUUUCAUAUUGUAUUCAAUUUAUCUUCAGUGUGUACUGAAAAAUGAACAAAAGUCUGGGUUUAAAAUGACAUGAGGGUGAGAAAAUGAUGACAGUGUUUUCAUUUUGUGGUAAAAUAAGCCUUUAAGGGUUUAAAACAAAAAGGUAAAGCUCAAGGAUUUUAUUUAAGUGCAUGCUAAUAUUAAUAAUGUCUUAAAACGUAUCUAAAUUGUCCUUUUAGUUAGGUGGAAGAACUGGUAAGAUUACACAUAGUGGCCCAUAACGCCAAAUACCUUAAAUACUGAAUAUCUAUAUUUCAGUAUCAGUUCAGAGAGUGCCACUGGACUUUGUAGCGCUAUAACUGAGCAUUUUAGAAUAUUGUUUGUUAAAGCAUUGAAGGACCUGAACUGUACAGAGUAGAACUGUGACUGAUUUCAGCAUGUUCACACUGAACAUUUCAUUCAUUAUCAGUAAUGUGACAUAAAUGACCUUUGUCAGUGUGAAUGUCCAUUUAAGUCUGUAAAGGGCUUAUGAAGACCUGUUUUUCAACAGUGAUAAUGUAUAUGUCGCAGUGCAGGUCACUGAUGCUGUUGUUCACGUCUUAAAUAAUUCCACUUUUUGCAUACUGAUGAAUAUAAUCCUUAUGGUCAGGUAAUGAUGUAUUUUGAUCUGAGGAAACUGUAUACUUUAAAUUCACUGUUAUUAUAGUGUUUCUCAUGUAAUCAGUUCUGUUCUUUCACUCGUUGCUCCUUUUACUAUGUAAAUAUUUUGUAAAAAGAAUUGUAUUAUAUUUUCACCUCCAAUAAAAGGCUCUCUUUGUU
Molecule: messenger RNA, 3112 nt
Organism: Danio aesculapii
Lineage: Eukaryota; Metazoa; Chordata; Actinopteri; Cypriniformes; Danionidae
Gene: mmp11b
Product: matrix metallopeptidase 11b
Exons: 8
Coding region: 121-1641 (506 amino acids)
Biological process (GO): collagen catabolic process; extracellular matrix organization; proteolysis
Cellular component (GO): extracellular matrix
Molecular function (GO): zinc ion binding; metalloendopeptidase activity
Source: RefSeq, a predicted model, not a curated record